Cucumis melo (muskmelon) is the source of this 3464-nucleotide messenger RNA. Its product is annotated as la-related protein 1A. The record is from RefSeq and is a predicted model, not a curated record. NCBI's taxonomy places the organism in Eukaryota, Viridiplantae, Streptophyta, Magnoliopsida, Cucurbitales, Cucurbitaceae. The coding region runs from base 430 to 3075 and encodes 881 amino acids. Gene Ontology annotation, biological process: mRNA stabilization. The transcript has 15 exons. Gene Ontology annotation, molecular function: RNA cap binding.
AGAAAGAAAGAAAGAGAGAAAGAUAUGGACCGAUUCUCUAAUCUCACACACUUCACUUCACUUCACAGUCAGAAUUACAGCUCAGUCGUAGUCCUCUUUGUGUCUUUGUUCCCUUCCUUCCUUCUUUCUUUUGCCCUUCCUAUAUAAAUUCUCUCCCAACUCAAUUUCACUCUCUGCUUCCCCCUAAACCUUCUUCUUCAUUUCACACACACCUCUCCCACUGUUUCUCUCUGCUGCUUCAUAAACCCUAAUACUAAUACCCCACUUCUCUGUUCCCCCACUUCUUUCUCAAAACCCACCCUUCCCUUUUUCAAUCCCUACCCAAAAAUCACUUCUAAUCACUCUUCAUUUUCCCUUUCAAAUCUCUUUCUAUUUCACUUCCUAUAAUCUCCGUGAAAUCCGGGUCUUGCUUGGAAUCUGCUGCUCAGAAUGGUGAUGGUGGAUACCGAGGUUACUGACGACAAUAAAGACACUAAUGGCCGUAAGUCUCCUUGGAAGACCCCGACUGCCGUCGAUGCCAAGGACACGGAUGCUCCUGUAAUGGGAGCUGAUUCUUGGCCUGCACUUGCUGACGCCCAGCGCCCCAAAAGUCUCGAUGCUACUACUUCUGCUAAGUCUUCUGAUUCAGGGGAGGUUUCUGAUGGAGUAGCUGCUCUUCAGUCUCCUUCUUCAGGAGCUCAGGGAGGAUAUGCACAAAAGUCACCUGCCUCUCGGAAUCCUAGUUAUUCGCACAAGAAUUUCCAAUCACAUCAUCAAAAACCAGGUUCUAAGCGCAAUCCAAAUGGUGCUCCUCAUGUUUCUGUUCCAUUACCUUAUCAUCAGCCACAAAUGCCUCCACUUUUUCCACCCAUAUUACAUCCUCCACAUCUCGCUGUUCCGGGAUAUGCUUACCAGCCUCGUCCCGUACCUGGUGUUGAAGUACAUAUGAUUAAGCCUGGCAACGAGACAUCAGUACAAGCUUUUGUUCCACCUGUUGAGCCUCCACCACGUGGUGAUCCGAGUGGUUAUGUUGUUGGUAUUCAUAAUAGAAGACCUAAUAUGCAGGAGUCUGGUGUUCAUUGGAACCAUGGCUGGCAUCAUCAACGGGGAUUCAAUCCAAGAGACAACAUUUCCAUGCAACAUGGUGCUGGACCACGCCCUUUCAUACGACCACCGUUUUUCUCUCCAGCUCCUGGCUUCAUGGUUGGUCCAAGUUUUCCUGGACAUGGACCUAUGUACUAUGUUCCGGUUCCACCUCCUGAUGCAAUUGGGAGACCUCAGUUUAUUCCACACCCUAUCAAUCCAAGGGCUUCAAUGCUUCCCCCAGAUAUGCUAGCACUUCGGACUAACAUAAUAAAACAAAUUGAGUACUAUUUUAGCGAUGAAAAUCUGAAGACUGACCAUUAUCUAAUAUCUUUGAUGGAUGAUCAUGGAUGGGUUUCAAUAUCGGCCAUUGCUGAAUUCAAAAGGGUCAAGAAAAUGAGCACCGACAUUUCGUUUAUUCUUGAUUCUCUGCAUUCAUCUGCAAAUGUUGAAGUUCAGGGAGACAAGGUGCGAAAACGUGAUGAUUGGUCAAAGUGGGUUCCAGUUUCUGCAGACUCUAAAUCAACGUUAAACGUUGAGACCUCAUCCAAUCCAGUGGAUGAAAGUAACAACUCUUUUGUGGACGAGAAUGCUUCAGAUGGUUCUAGGGUGCUAGCAUCGAAUGAUAAUAUCAAAUCUUCAAUACUUCAAGGUUGUUCUCGGGAGCAGUUCUCAAGCAGGGACAGCCCAGAAGUAGCUAAUCUAGACAUAGUGGAAGAACAUUCUCGUGGAACUUUGCCUCCUCAAGGUAUAAAGAUUUCAUCAAACGUUGGUGGACAUGAUGCUGAUGACCUUUCAAGCCAAUUUUCAAGCACUUUUAUGCUCGACGAAGAGCUAGAGAUCGAACAAAAAGCGAUAAAGAAAGACGAUUUGACUUCAAACGGAAGGAUUGAUGAAGAUGAUGACGAGAUUGCUGUCAAUGAUCAAGAUGUUCAGAGACUUAUUAUUGUCACUCAGAAUCGUGCCACCGAAAAAAGGUCUACAAAUGGAGGCAAGGAAUCAAAAUCAAUAUCUAAAGAGCUUGCUUCAACAAUAAAUGAUGGCCUUUACUUCUACGAGCAAGUACUGGAAAAAAAGCGAUCUAAUCGAAAAAAGAGCAAGUGCAACUCAGAGAAUAGAGAGGGAACCUCACGAUUAUCUAGCAGUGCUACAGGAUCAGCACGGUCAAAACCUAGUGAAAAUUCUGCUGGAUACUGUGGUUUGGAUGAAAUUGGGAAUGCUAGUCCCAGGAAGAAACAAACUAAAACCUUCCCUAAACAACAAUCUUCACAUAAGCAACGCUUUUUCUCCAGCAACUUUAGAAAUCAUGGAACGAGUCGGAACUCUCUUGGCAUUGUAGCAGAGAGUCCACCUAGUAAUUCUGUAGGUUUUUUCUUUGGUUCUACCCCUCCUGAUAGUACAAGCUCCAGGCCGUCGAAACUGAGUGUUUCUCCUCAUGGAAACUUCCUUGGCAAUAGUCCACCAGUGGGUUCCCUUCCCAAGUCUUUUCCACCCUUUCAGCAUCCCAGUCACCAACUUCUAGAAGAGAAUGGUUUUAAGCAGCAGAAGUACCUUAAAUUUUACAAAAAGUGCUUGAGUGAUAGAAAGAAGUUGGGUAUCGGUUGCAGUGAGGAAAUGAAUACUCUAUAUCGGUUUUGGUCUUAUUUUCUUAGAGACAUGUUUGUUGAUUCAAUGUACAAUGACUUCCGAAAAUAUGCACUGGAAGACGCUGCUUCCAACUAUAAUUAUGGAAUGGAGUGCCUUUUCAGGUUCUACAGUUAUGGUUUGGAAAAAGAAUUUAGAGAGGAGCUAUACACGGACUUUGAACAGCUUACCCUUGAGUUCUUCCAGAAAGGAAAUCUUUACGGCCUUGAGAAAUACUGGGCAUUCCACCACUAUCGUAGACAACGAGAUCAGAAAGAACCCCUAAGAAAACAUCCGGAAUUGGAUAAGUUACUUAGGGAGGAAUACCGUAGCUUGGAUGAUUUCCGUGCAAAAGAGAAGGCAGCACAUACAAAAGAGGACGGGAACUAGAGUGAUGAGACGAACAUUCCAAUUUUGAACAACAUUUCUAACAACUUGAAGUUUGAGUUGAGGAGCAAGUUUGGUUUUGAGGCUAAAAUGGCUCUGUACAUUAUAUAAGUAAAAAAUGCCUCUGUUUUAUGGCUGCUGCUGAGGUUACAUACAAUUGAGUUGAGAGGCUGUCUCUGGGGUUUAUGCCUUCAUUUUGGUGCUGCUUGCAAGCUUGAAGAGAGAUCCCCAUGUUGUUUGUUAGUCACAUUUGUUUUUAUCUGGACUGUAACAUUGUAAAUAGGGAAGAAAAAAAAGAGGAAAUUUUGGAUAAGCGAGAAGGGGAAAAAAAUUGUUGUCUAGGCCUUAUGGAAAUUGAAUAAUAAGAAAAUUUAUUUUUUGUUGGCUGAUUA